Messenger RNA from Penicillium paradoxum, 1143 nucleotides. RefSeq names its product alpha-factor pheromone receptor STE2 (gene preB). Gene Ontology annotation, molecular function: pheromone binding; mating-type factor pheromone receptor activity. The coding region runs from base 1 to 1143 and encodes 380 amino acids. The record is from RefSeq and is a predicted model, not a curated record. The transcript has a single exon. Gene Ontology annotation, biological process: G protein-coupled receptor signaling pathway. Lineage: Eukaryota; Fungi; Ascomycota; Eurotiomycetes; Eurotiales; Aspergillaceae. Gene Ontology annotation, cellular component: G protein-coupled receptor homodimeric complex; membrane.
AUGGCGGCGACACCAACUCCAAAUCCCUCGUUCGAUCCAUUCCAGCAGAACGUCACCUUCCGCCACCGGGAUGGGUUUGAACUCGAAGUAUCAGUAGCAGCGCUGGAUGCCUUCGUUAUGUACAAUGUCCGGGCGUGCAUUAACUACGGCUGCCAAUUCGGGGCGUCGCUCACCUUGCUGGUGAUUCUACUGCUGUUGACCCAUUCCGACAAGCGCCGUUCAUCUGUGUUUAUCUUAAACGGCAUGGCGUUGUUCCUGAACAGCAUACGUCUGCUUUUCCAAGUCAUCCAUUUUUCCACAAGAUUUGAACAGGUGUACCCAUACGUCUCCGGCGACUAUUCAUCCGUGCCAACGAGUGCAUAUGCCAUUUCAAUUGUGGCGGUCAUUUUUACUACCCUCGUCAUCGUUUGCAUUGAAGUUUCGCUUGUGAUCCAAGUCCACGUGGUUUGCUCUACAAUACCUCGCAGAUACCGACACAUCAUUUUGGUGCUAUCUAUUCUGAUAGCACUGGUGCCAAUUGGAUUCCGCUUCGCGUGGAUGGUUGAGAAUUGCAGUGCCAUCAUGUCACUGAGCCAUGUGUCUCAUGCUUGGUGGAUAGAAAGUGCAACCAACAUCUGCCUGACUAUUAGCAUCUGCUUUUUCUGCGUUACCUUCGUCACCAAGCUCGGAUUCGCCAUCAAACAGCGCCACCGACUCGGAGUGCGCGAGUUUGGUCCAAUGAAAGUCAUCUUCGUCAUGGGCUGCCAGACCAUGGUGAUCCCAGCCAUCUUCUCAAUCAUGCAGUACUAUGUUGUCGUACCUGAGCUGCCUUCCAACGUUGUGACCUUGGUGGUCAUCUCCCUACCACUCUCGUCGAUCUGGGCCGGCGCCGCCCUCGAGCAUUCGCGUCGCCCGGGAAGCCAAACUGCCCCUCGCCGCAAUUUGUGGCGGGCUCUUGCCGGUGGUGCUGAUAGUACACUGAGUUCCACUAAGGAUAGCCCGACGAGCCUGUCUACCAUGGCUGGUGCACAAACCCUAUGCUACUCGGAUCACAGUAUGAGCAAGGGUUCCCCAAGCUCACGGGACACCGAUGCCUUCUAUGGGAUCUCAGUUGACCACGAUGUCACGAUUGACCGAGUUCAAAAGAGCAAAUCGAUAGUGUGA